This is a messenger RNA of Hibiscus syriacus, 500 nucleotides long. RefSeq lists its product as uncharacterized. Lineage: Eukaryota; Viridiplantae; Streptophyta; Magnoliopsida; Malvales; Malvaceae. The record is from RefSeq and is a predicted model, not a curated record. The transcript has 3 exons. The coding region runs from base 198 to 500 and encodes 100 amino acids.
UUGUUAUUGAUAGCUGCUUGGAAUGCUUACUAAUUGGCUCUUCCCUACAUUGAUUACUGGUUUGAGUUUAAUGAGAUGCUUAUUUUCAGGACAUUGAAUCAGUAAUUAAGGGAAAAUUUGAUGCUGUCCUCGACACCAUUGGUGUGCCCGAGACGGAAAGAAUCGGCACCAAUCUUUUGAAUAGAGGCGGGCACUAUAUGACACUUCAGGGAGAAGCAGCAGCGCUGAGCGACAGGUAUGGACUACCAAUCGGGCUGCCUGUGGCUACAGCUGUGUUAUGCAAGAAAAGGAUUCAAUACAAAUCUUCUCACAGAAUAGAAUAUUCAUGGAUAUACAUGAGAGCCGACUCGGAAGGUUUGCACGAGAUACGCAGAUUGUCGGAAUCCGGGAAGCUGAAUAUACCGGUCGAGAAAACAUUUCCGAUAACUCAAGUAAGAGAGGCUCAUGAAGCUGAAGAUAAGAAAGUAAUCCUUGGUAAAAUAGUGCUGGAACUUGACUAA